AAACCUAUGAUCCUCUGAUCAGUGUCCGACCGCUAUACCUCUGCACCACAGCUGCCCCAUUCGGCCUUUUGUGUCCAAAAAUGUUUUGAACUCAAAUAAAUCCACCUGUAAUGUAAAUGUUUGUGUGCACGUUAUCUACAUCUAUCAAUUUAUCUUCUAAAACCCCAUAAUCCCUUUUGGGAUUACAGGGCUGCUGAAGCCUACACAGUUUCAGUUGGGAAAAGCGGGGUACACCCUGGAUGGAUCAUCAAUCCAUCUAAAGGCUAUCUACACUCAUCUGACUUUUAAUUGCAAUAGGAGGCUCUUCCUUAUGGUAAAGUGGUGUAAAAAUAAAGGCACCAAAAACGCGUCAAAACAAAAUGGUCCUCCCCUCAUGUGGCAGCACGUUUAAUCUGCUUUUUCAAAUGUUUGUUUCUCACAAUGGGUUCCAUUCUUGAGCAAGAGGUUUUCAUCAUGUAAAAAGAUUAGUCUCUUAAGCCACGGGCAGUGAGAGGCUGGCAGGUUCACCCCAUGUUGCAGCACUAAAUAACAAACUAAUCUCAACACACUCUCACAGUUGUACCCAAAGGAGUACAAAGUUGUGACAUUUACUUUAAAAAAGGGUAUGAAAAUGUAUAUUGAUAUACAAUGUUUACUAUUUGAAUAAACAAACACACAGAGAUGAACACAGCAGUCCUCAGACCUCGUAUUACUAGUUUGUUCUUUUUGUCAGAAAAUCUAAGGAAAAUAUAGUAACAAUUUCCAAAAUCAAAAAAUGUUACUGUGGCGACAUUCUCUAGAUCCAAUGACUUUCCUCCUUUUAAACCCCAAGUUUAUAUUUUGUUUUGUUAUUUUUCUGGUGUUCCUCUCACUCUUUCUUAUGAAUUUUAAGCCCCCCUGCCCUUUCCCUCCCCUCUUUGCGGUUGAUAAUCUGCUGAGUCUAAGAACUUGCUUGAUCUGGUUUUUGUGGUGGUAUUUGGGCAAAAUUUCCCCAACAGGUUGCAGCUCCUGCAGAUCGCUGAACAAGGACCAGAAUAAACUAUUGGAAUUCAUCACGCUGCAGCAAUGAAUCACAGCAAAGUGGAGCCUGAGCCUUUUGAAUACUCGUACUAUGACUACAACAGCUGGUACACCAACGCAGAGCCAACUUUACCACCUAAAGAGGUGAUUUUACCAUGCAGCCCCACGGCAGAUGACAAGCUCUUCCAUAUAUGCAUAUUGUCCAUAUCUCUUGUGAUUCUGUUGAUUUUAGCAGCUCUAACCAGGAAAAACAAGUUCUGUCAAGGAUUUGCAAGAGCAUCCUCCAGCAUCUUCAGCCCAGCCAACUUUCUUGACCAGACUCAGGAAAAGGGUCCAGUUGUGGCUGUUUUUGGACUGAUCUUCACCAAAAUUGCAACGGUGGUGGUUGCUCCAGACCCUCUUCCUUUCUAUCAAGACACACCAGCAAACAUUAAAGAAUACAUGAAGAUAGUCGCUAUUUUCUACUACCCGGUCCUGUAUUAUCCCCUGCUGGUCUGGAUUCACCAGAACAGUACCGAUAAGAAGACCAGCAGUCGGAGGAUUUGUAUCCGGUGGCAGCUGCUGUACACCCUAGUGAACAAUCCCUCCCUCCUGGGAUCCAGAAAACACUUCCAGACGCUGCAGAUGUCAGAGAACGUCUUGAAUGGAACUCCAAACCGCAGCUCCAGGAGAGAGAGCAAGAGGGAGGCAGAACCGGCAUCCGAGGAUGUAGUGGAGUCCAUGAAAACCCAGUGA
Messenger RNA from Oryzias melastigma (Indian medaka), 1734 nucleotides. RefSeq names its product receptor for retinol uptake stra6. NCBI's taxonomy places the organism in Eukaryota, Metazoa, Chordata, Actinopteri, Beloniformes, Adrianichthyidae. The record is from RefSeq and is a predicted model, not a curated record. Bases 1045 to 1734 code for a protein of 229 amino acids. The transcript has 6 exons. Gene Ontology annotation, molecular function: retinol transmembrane transporter activity; signaling receptor activity.